CGACCGCGUUUUCCUUCUGUCGCAAAGAGUGACGGUGCUCGAGGAAGGUUAAAGCGACUUGAGAGGAAAAAUACAUAACCAGCACCAUGCCGUUCCUGGACCUGUUCGGGUGGCUGGGCCUCGACGUUGACAAGUGGCUCCUGGUGCAGAGUGCCGACGAUCUCCACAGGCACCCUUCGCGCUGCCACGCCUUCGAGAAGGAGUGGAUCGACUGCGCUCAUGGCAUCGGGCAGACCCGGGCCAAGAAGGAGUGCCGGUUGGAGUGGGAGGAUUUCUACGAGUGCAUGGAACGGAACAAGACGUUUCAGAGGUUGAAAGCCAUCCGUGCGCAGCGUGACAAGCUGAUAAAGGAGGGAAAGUACACGCCGCCGCCGCACCACAUGGGGAAGGGCUCAACCUCGCCCUGAAGGAGCCGCUAACACCGCACCCCCCAUCAUCGUGUCCCACUCUUCACCACUUCCUGUACUCGUUUUCAAAUAAAUACGUUCAUCUUCUGA
Messenger RNA from Nematolebias whitei (Rio pearlfish), 497 nucleotides. It is a transcript of the gene ndufs5, whose product is annotated as NADH:ubiquinone oxidoreductase subunit S5. The transcript has 3 exons. Gene Ontology annotation, biological process: mitochondrial respiratory chain complex I assembly. The record is from RefSeq and is a predicted model, not a curated record. Bases 87 to 407 code for a protein of 106 amino acids. NCBI's taxonomy places the organism in Eukaryota, Metazoa, Chordata, Actinopteri, Cyprinodontiformes, Rivulidae.